GUACUCCUCUUCCCCAAAGCCCAAGCCCAGGCCCCGCCCAAACGGUCUCCGCUCCUCCCUUCACAACCUCCUUCUUCAAAUCCCCAAACAACCCUCCAUCUCCUCCCAAACCCUUCUCCAAUGGCUUCUCCUCCCCAGCCUUCACCCACCGUUCAGCACGUAACCAAAGCCUCAUCAGAUCAGCUCCUCCGCAAGUUCGCCGAGCUCGACUCCGACUCCCCCCGCGCCACGCGCAAACCCCAGCUCCUCCGCGGCCAGAUCGACCGCAAAAAUAGAUCCAAUAAGGUCGUCUCCGCUCUCGGAGCUCGAGAGAUCCGCGCUUCUUCCAUUGUCGUUGAUGCUCCGAUCGCCCGCCGGAGGAUCAGCGGCAGCCGAGCUGAGUGGAAUACUCUGCUUCCUAUCUCUUCUCGGAGGUCAAAAUCUCUUGGUCGGAAAAUGGGGAUCGGCCGAUCUGAGCCUGGGAAUCGGGAUUUCGCCGGGAUUGCUUGCAUUCUCGCCGCACUGGAGAAGACUUGGCGUAGAACAAUAGAAGGUGCAUCAAAGAUGUUUGUUGAGAAGCAUUGCAGCAAUCACGUUCGUCUUAUUAGUGAUGCUGUUUAGAGAAAUCCAUGCAAAGCUCUUGCCUUUCAUAAGCCCCCAACCACGUUCUUUAUUGCUUGGAAAAAUAACUCGCAAAAGAACUUCUUUUGAAGUGAAUAAUUUUUUGCCUUCAUUUGUAAAGAAGGCUAAUGCUAUUUAUUUUAUUUUUUCAAUUUGUGAUAAUAUAUAUAGAUAUGAAUAUAUAAUUUCAAUGCUCAUAGAGAUA
This is a messenger RNA of Dioscorea cayenensis subsp. rotundata (Guinea yam), 805 nucleotides long. RefSeq lists its product as uncharacterized. The transcript is spliced from 2 exons. The record is from RefSeq and is a predicted model, not a curated record. The coding region runs from base 121 to 600 and encodes 159 amino acids. NCBI's taxonomy places the organism in Eukaryota, Viridiplantae, Streptophyta, Magnoliopsida, Dioscoreales, Dioscoreaceae.